AUGAAGUUCUACUACGCAGCUAUCACAUUCCUCGCCGGCCUGAUCUCGGUCGUGGCCCAAGGCAUGGACAGUCUCCCAGCAUGCGCUAGAGAAUGUGCUACUGGCGCUAUCCCCAAGACCUGCCAGCCUAUUGAUGUUGGCUGUAUCUGCGGCACCAAAUCUUUCAUCAGCGACAUGUCCUGCUGCGUUGCCAAAUCCUGCUCGCCUCAGGACGAGAAAGCCGCUCUCGGUUUUGCACUACAGCUUUGCAGUGGUGCUGGUGUGACUGAUCUGCCUAGCAGUGCGAGCUGUGCCAACUCGGCAACUUCGACCAAUGCCACCAGCGCCUCUACCACCACUUCUCCCGUCAACUCCUCCGGCAACAGCACUGCUUCCGCAACGACCACCCUCACAGGCACGAAGACUCAGUCUGCAUCGGGAGACACCCAGCCAGCGACCCCCAUCAAGACAAACACUGCAAGCAGCCCCACUGCCACGGGUGGCGGUGUCCCGCUCUUGCCGGAUGCUGAUGCCAGUAUCUUUGCGGUCGUCGGCAUGGCUCUCGUUGCAGUUCUU
This is a messenger RNA of Aspergillus japonicus CBS 114.51, 555 nucleotides long. RefSeq names its product CFEM domain-containing protein. The transcript has 3 exons. The record is from RefSeq and is a predicted model, not a curated record. Lineage: Eukaryota; Fungi; Ascomycota; Eurotiomycetes; Eurotiales; Aspergillaceae. The annotation marks the transcript as partial.